CCUCAGCUGACUCAAUGGGAACCAGCUCUUGGUUUUUGUUUUUUUUAAUUUAUUUUUUGCAAGAGUUUCAGUUUAGGCAGAAAAACCUGGAGAAAUCAGGGCGCUGGAGCAGGGCUGAUAAGAGGAUUACCUGUGGUAAGGUGCAGGAAGAAGAGUCGCAGGAAGAAGCGUGAAUUAAGAGGGUUAAAAGAAGACAAGGAGUUAAACGAAGAGGCGAAAAGGAGAAGGAAGAGGAGGGUUUGACGAGCAAGGCUGCAACUGCUGUAGCAGGGACCACGUUUCCUGCGCUUUUAGAGAUAAGCGGGGAGAGGGGCAAAAAGAGGGAGCCUUUUGUGGAAAGUGGCAGCCCAGGAGCAAACCCAGGAGUCUGGGGUUCCCCCCGCCCCGAGCUGCAACAUCUCCUUGGAGGCACUGAUCGCCACCAGCUGGCGCUGUUCGUGGCUGGCUGGCUGGGGGGGGGGGUUUGAAGAACUCAUUUGCAAAUUGACCGCCCUGCUGGUUUGCCCGAACCAUUUUUUGCAAGGUAUUUUUUUAACAAAGGGGUUUUGGUAGGCAAGAAAACUCGUCGAAGAUGAAACAAGAUGUCUGACAAAAUGUCUAGCUUUCUGUACAUCGGGGAUAUCGUCUCACUCUACGCCGAGGGCUCGGUGAACGGCUUCAUCAGCACUCUGGGGCUGGUGGAUGACAGAUGUGUGGUUCAACCAGAGGCAGGUGAUCUCUGCAAUCCUCCUAAGAAAUUCAGAGACUGCCUUUUUAAGGUCUGCCCUAUGAACCGAUACUCUGCACAGAAACAAUACUGGAAAGCCAAGCAAGCAAAACAAGGGAACCACACGGAAGCCGCAUUGCUGAAGAAGCUGCAACAUGCCGCAGAACUGGAACAAAAGCAGAAUGAAUGUGAGAACAGGAAACUGCUGGGUGAAAUUGUGAAGUACAGCAACGUCAUACAGCUACUUCACAUAAAAAGCAACAAAUACCUUACGGUGAAUAAGAGAUUGCCAGCCCUAUUGGAGAAGAAUGCUAUGCGGGUCUCUCUGGAUGCUGCUGGGAAUGAGGGGUCCUGGUUUUACAUCCAGCCCUUUUGGAAAUUGAGGAGUGAAGGUGACAAUAUUGUUGUAGGGGACAAAGUUGUACUGAUGCCGGUCAGUGCAGGGCAGCCUCUUCAUGCCAGCAACAUCGAACUUCUGGAUAACCCUGGGUGCAAAGAGGUAAAUGCAGUCAACUGCAAUACCAGCUGGAAGAUAACCUUAUUCAUGAAAUAUAGUUGCUACAGAGAAGAUGUACUCAAAGGUGGAGAUGUUGUCAGAUUGUUCCAUGCAGAACAGGAGAAGUUUCUGACCUGUGAUGAGUAUCAGAAGAAGCAACAUAUCUUCCUUCGCACAACACUGCGCCAGUCAGCCACUUCUGCAACUAGUUCUAAAGCUCUGUGGGAAAUAGAGGUAGUGCAUCAUGACCCAUGCCGUGGAGGAGCAGGGCAAUGGAACAGCCUAUUCAGAUUUAAACAUCUAGCAACGGGAAACUACUUGGCUGCAGAGCUUAAUCCACACUAUCCAGAUGGUAGUAAUGGGGAAAAGGCUGUGCAGAGAGACAGCGAACUUCUCAUUUCAAAGAAGAAACGACAGGCUGGGGAAAAAAUUAUGUAUACUCUGGUGUCUGUGCCACACGGAAAUGACAUUGCCUCUCUUUUUGAACUGGAUGCUACCACCCUUCAGCGAGCUGACUGCCUGGUUCCAAGAAAUUCUUAUGUGCGACUGAGGCACCUGUGCACCAACACAUGGGUCACCAGUACCAGUAUCCCAAUAGACAAAGACGAAGAAAGGCCUGUGAUGUUAAAGAUUGGGACCUGCCAAACGAAAGAAGACAAGGAAGCAUUUGCGAUUGUGUCUGUUCCUCUGUCUGAGGUUAGAGAUUUGGAUUUUGCUAAUGAUGCAAACAAGGUUUUAGCAUCCACAGUUAAAAAGUUGGAGAAUGGCUCCGUAACUCAAAAUGAAAGGAGGUUUGUAACCAAGCUGUUGGAAGAUCUCAUUUUCUUUGUUGCUGAUGUGCACAAUAAUGGCCAGGAAGUGUUGGAUGUGAUGGUCAUUAAGCCCAACCGAGAGAGGCAAAAAUUAAUGAGGGAACAAAAUAUAUUGGCACAGAUAUUUGGGAUCUUGAAAGCUCCAUUUAAAGACAAAGCGGGAGAAGGAGCCAUACUGAGACUUGAAGAUCUGGGCGACCAGAGAUAUGCCCCAUACAAAUACAUGCUGAGACUUUGUUACAGAAUCCUCCGGCAUUCCCAGCAGGACUACAGGAAAAACCAGGAAUACAUUGCUAAGAACUUCUGCGUCAUGCAGUCUCAGAUCGGCUAUGAUAUAUUGGCAGAAGACACAAUCACAGCUUUGUUGCACAACAACAGGAAGCUACUAGAGAAACAUAUCACAGCUAAAGAAAUAGAGACGUUUGUAAAUUUACUUAGGAGGAAUCGAGAGCCAAGGUUCUUGGACUAUCUGUCAGACUUGUGUGUUUCUAACACAACUGCAAUCCCAGUCACUCAGGAACUUAUUUGCAAAUAUAUGCUGAGCCCAGGAAAUGCUGAUAUUCUCAUUCAGACCAAGUUGGUCUCAGUGCAAAUGGACAACCCCUUGGAUUGCUCCACCCUCUCUGAUGAUCUAGACGAGGAAGAGGUUUGGCUGUACUGGAUUGAUAGCAACAAGGAACCUCAUGGCAAAGCAAUCAGGCAUCUUGCCCAAGAAGCUAAGGAGGGCACCAAAGCUGAUUUAGAAGUCCUCACUUAUUACAGGUACCAGUUGAACCUCUUUGCAAGAAUGUGUCUGGAUCGCCAGUAUUUGGCUAUAAACCAGAUUUCCACGCAGCUGUCGGUGGAUCUGAUCCUGCGCUGCAUGUCGGAUGAGAGCCUGCCUUACGACCUGCGAGCCUCCUUCUGCCGUCUCCUGCUGCAUAUGCAUGUGGAUAGAGAUCCCCAGGAGAUAGUGGUGCCUGUGAAGUAUGCCAGGCUGUGGACCGAAAUCCCUACCAAGAUCACUAUCCACGAGUACGACUCUUUCACAGAUUCCUCACGAAAUGACAUGAAGAGGAAAUUUGCUUUGACAAUGGAAUUUGUAGAGGAGUACUUGAAAGAAGUUGUGAACCAGCCUUUUCCUUUUGGAGACAAACAGAAGAACAAGCUAACUUUUGAGGUUGUGCACCUGGCUCGCAAUCUUAUAUACUUUGGUUUUUAUAGCUUCAGUGAGCUACUCAGACUGACUAGAACAUUACUGGCUAUCCUUGAUAUUGUACAAAUGCCUAUGUCAUCAUACUUUGAAAGAUUAAGCAAAUUUCAAGAUGGAGGAAACAAUGUUAUGAGAACCAUUCAUGGUGUGGGAGAGAUGAUGACUCAAAUGGUCCUCAGCAGAGGCUCUAUUUUUCCUCUUUCUGUGCCUGAUGUACCCCCAAGUGUCCACCCAAGCAAGCAGGCCAGCAUUGUAGAGAGUGAAGAUGUCACUGUGAUGGACACCAAAUUAAAAAUCAUUGAGAUUUUACAGUUUAUUCUUAGUGUUCGGCUUGACUACAGAAUAUCGUACAUGCUGUCAAUCUACAAGAAAGAAUUUGGAGAGAGCAGUGAAAAUGUUGAUAGUUCAGUGCCAUCUCCCCCUGACACACCAAUUCUCACAUCAGGAGUUGUUCCUAACAUAGAUGAAAUUGCUGCUGAAGCAGAAACUAUGUUUGCUGGCAGAAAAGAAAAAAACGCAGUGCAGCUGGAUGGUGAAGGUGGCAGGACAUUCCUGCGAGUCCUCAUUCACCUGAUUAUGCAUGACUAUCCUCCUUUGCUUUCUGGAGCCCUGCAGCUGUUGUUUAAACACUUCAGCCAACGAGCAGAAGUUUUGCAAGCCUUUAAACAGGUUCAGUUGCUGGUAUCUAAUCAAGAUGUGGAUAACUACAAGCAAAUUAAAACUGAUCUUGACCAGCUAAGGCUUACUGUAGAAAAAUCUGAACUUUGGGUUGAAAAGAACAGUUAUGAAAGUGGAGAGCUGGGCGAAAGUCAGGCAAAAGGAAGUGAUGAACCCAUGGAGGAGUCAAAUAUUUUAAGUCCAGUCCAGGAUGGGAGUAAGAAACCUCAGAUUGACAGUAACAAGAGCAACAACUACAAUAUUGUGAUGGAGAUCCUGAUCCGAUUAAGCAAACUCUGCAUCCAGAAUAAAAAAUGUCGCCAUCAGCAGCAGCGCUUGCUGAAAAAUAUGGGCGCUCACAGUGUGGUGCUGGAUCUUCUGCAGAUACCCUAUGAGAAGACUGAUGAAAAGAUGAAUGAAGUUAUGAACUUAGCUCACCUGUUUCUUCAGAACUUCUGUCGUGGAAAUCCUCAGAAUCAAGUUCUACUUCAUAAACACCUCAACUUAUUUCUAACACCUGGUCUUCUUGAGGCUGAAACCAUGCGGCACAUCUUCACAAACAAUUACCAUCUGUGCAAUGAAAUUAGUGAGCGGGUGGUACAGCAUUUUGUGCACUGCAUCGAGACGCAUGGCCGCCACGUGGAAUAUCUGCGCUUUCUGCAAACCAUUGUCAAGGCAGACGGCAAAUAUGUCAAGAAGUGCCAAGAUACAGUAAUGACAGAGCUAGUUAAUGGGGGUGAAGAUGUGCUGGUGUUUUACAAUGAUAGAGCAUCAUUUCCGAUCCUCCUCCAAAUGAUGUGCUCUGAGCGGGACCGAGUGGACGAAAGCGGCCCUUUGGUUUACCACAUCACCCUGGUGGAACUGCUAGCAGCAUGUACAGAAGGGAAGAACGUUUACACUGAAAUAAAAUGUAACUCCCUUCUUCCACUAGAUGACAUAGUGAGAGUGGUGACUCAUGAUGACUGCAUACCUGAGGUGAAGAUAGCAUAUGUGAACUUUGUCAAUCAUUGCUAUGUAGACACUGAGGUUGAAAUGAAGGAAAUCUACACCAGUAACCACAUCUGGAAACUAUUUGAAAACUUUCUUGUUGAUAUGGCAAGGGUUUGUAACACAACCACGGACAGAAAACAUGCAGAUGCAUCUCUGGAGAAGUAUGUCACAGAAUCUGUAAUGAGCAUAGUGAGUGGUUUCUUCAGUUCUCCAUUUUCAGACAACAGCACAAGCCUCCAGACACAUCAGCCUGUUUUUAUCCAGUUACUGCAGUCUGCGUUUAGAAUUUACAACUGUACCUGGCCAAACCCAGUGCAGAAAUCUUCAGUAGAGUCCUGUAUCAAAACUUUAGCUGAAGUUGCAAAGAACCGUGGAAUUGCAAUCCCUGUGGAUUUGGACAGCCAAGUUAAUACACUCUUCAUGAAGAGUCAUUCUAAUAUGGUGCAGAGAGCAGUGCUGGGUUGGAGAAUGUCUGCCCGCAGCGGACCUCGCUUUAAAGAAGCACUUGGAGGACCGGCUUGGGAUUACAGGAAUAUCAUUGAGAAACUACAGGAUGUUGUGGCCUCCUUGGAACAGCAGUUCAGCCCCAUGAUGCAGGCUGAAUUUUCGGUGUUGGUUGAUGUAUUGCACAGCCCUGAACUUCUUUUCCCUGAGGGAAGUGAUGCUAGAAUCAGAUGUGGGGCUUUCAUGUCCAAGCUGAUAAAUCAUACAAAAAGGCUAAUGGAGAAGGAAGAAAAACUCUGUAUUAAAAUUCUCCAGACAUUACAAGAAAUGCUUGACAAGAAGGAAAGCUUUGUGGAAGAGGGUAGCAACCUGAGGAAAAUACUUCUCAAUCGCUAUUUCAAAGGUGACUAUGGAACCAGUGUGAACGGUCCUCUGUCCAGCAACUACAGCAAAGCAAUGCAAGGAGGAGGUAGCUUUUCAGGACACGAUUCAGAUAAGUCUGCUGUGUCAAUGCAAGAUAUUCAGUGCCUUCUGGAUAAAGAAGGUGCAUCAGAACUUGUCACGGAUGUCAUAGUUAGUACCAAAAAUGACAGGAUAUUCUCUGAAGCCAUCCUGCUUGGGAUUGCAUUGCUUGAAGGUGGAAACACACAGAUCCAGUAUUCCUUUUACCAGCAACUGAAUGAGCAGAAAAAAUCGGAAAAGUUUUUCAAAGUUCUGUAUGAUAGAAUGAAAAUGGCCCAGCAGGAAAUCCGAUCAACUGUAACAGUGAACACAAUUGAUUUGAGCAGCAAAAAGAAAGACGAUGACAAUGACCUGACCAUCUCAGUUCCAAAAAAGAGAGUAAGAGAUUCAAAUCUGCAUCUGAAAGAAGGAAUGAAGGGGCAAUUAACAGAAGCCUCGAUGGCAACAUCUAAAGCUUAUUGCGUAUACCGCCGAGAAAUGGACCCAGAAAUAGAUCUCAUGAGUGCUGGAACAGAUGCCGGGAAUGUAGAUGAAAAAUCUUCAGAAGAAAUGACAAUGAGUCCUGCUAUUGUGAUUAUGCAACCAAUACUAAGGUUUCUUCAGUUAUUAUGUGAGAAUCACAAUCGAGAACUUCAGAACUUUUUAAGAAAUCAGAACAACAAGACCAACUACAACCUAGUAUGUGAGACACUUCAGUUUUUGGAUUGCAUUUGUGGAAGUACAACAGGUGGACUAGGACUUUUGGGCUUGUACAUCAAUGAGAAGAAUGUAGCUCUGGUGAACCAGACACUUGAAAGCUUGACUGAAUAUUGUCAAGGUCCAUGCCAUGAAAACCAGUCCUGCAUAGCGACACAUGAGUCUAAUGGCAUAGACAUUAUCAUUGCCCUGAUCCUGAAUGAUAUCAAUCCUCUUGGAAAAUACCGUAUGGACCUAGUGCUUCAGUUGAAGAAUAAUGCCUCCAAGCUUUUGUUGGCUAUUAUGGAAAGCAGGCAUGACAGCGAAAAUGCUGAAAGAAUCCUUUUCAACAUGAGACCAAGAGAGCUGGUGGAUGUAAUGAAGAAUGCAUACAGUCAAGGUCUGGAGAGUGAACAUGAUGAGGAAAAUGGGGGUGACGAUAUUUCACCAAAAGAUGUUGGACAUAAUAUCUAUAUAUUAGCUCAUCAGCUGGCUCGCCACAAUAAAAUACUGCAGCACAUGCUGAAGCCUGGGUCUGAUCCAGAAGAAGGAGAUGAUGCUUUGAAGCACUAUGCUAAUCACACAGCCCAGAUUGAGAUUGUGCGUCACGAUAGGACUAUGGAACAAAUAGUCUUCCCUGUGCCAAAUAUCUGUGAAUUCCUCACGCAUGAAUCCAAGUACCGUGUGUUCAAUACUACCGAGAGAGAUGAACAAGGAAGCAAAGUGAAUGACUUUUUCCAACAGACAGAGGAUCUGUAUAAUGAAAUGAAGUGGCAAAAGAAAAUCAGGAAUAAUCCAGCUCUAUUCUGGUUCUCCCGGCAUAUUUCCCUCUGGGGGAGUAUAUCUUUCAAUCUGGCCGUUUUCAUCAACCUGGCAGUAGCUCUUUUCUACCCAUUUGGAGAUGAUGGCGAUGAAGGCACACUUUCUCCGUUAUUUUCAGUUCUUCUCUGGAUAGCAGUCGGCAUAUGUACAUUGCUGCUUUUCUUCUUCCCUAAACCCGUUGGUAUUCGCCCAUUUCUGGUGUCGGUAAUGCUCAGGUCCAUAUACACUAUUGGCCUUGGGCCUACAUUGAUCCUCCUUGGUGCUGCUAACCUUUGUAACAAGAUUGUAUUUUUGGUGAGCUUUGUUGGGAAUCGAGGCACAUUUACUCGUGGAUACAGAGCAGUCGUCAUGGACAUGGCCUUCCUCUACCACGUUGCCUAUGUCCUUGUCUGCAUGCUGGGACUCUGUGUGCACGAAUUCUUUUACAGCUUCCUGUUAUUUGACUUGGUGUACAGAGAGGAGACUUUACUGAAUGUAAUUAAAAGUGUUACGCGGAACGGACGCUCCAUUAUUUUGACUGCAGUCUUAGCGCUCAUCCUUGUGUAUCUCUUCUCCAUUGUUGGCUUCUUGUUCCUGAAAGACGACUUCAUCAUGGAGGUGGAAAGACCACCUGUCACAGAGAGUGGCCCUGUUCCUACCACAAGAUUAACAGCAAUGAUGGAUGCAUGUUCAAAGGAGAACUGUAGUACUACAAUACCAGCUUUAAAAUUAGAUGAAGAACCAGAUGAGGAUGGGAUUGAGAGGACAUGUGAGACUCUGCUCAUGUGUAUUGUGACAGUUCUGAACCAGGGCCUGAGAAAUGGUGGUGGAGUGGGGGAUGUGCUCCGAAAGCCUUCUAAAGAUGAGCCCCUCUUUGCUGCUCGAGUUGUCUAUGACCUCCUGUUUUAUUUCAUUGUCAUCAUUAUUGUCCUGAACCUCAUUUUUGGAGUCAUAAUUGAUACAUUUGCAGAUCUCAGAAGUGAAAAACAAAAAAAAGAGGAAAUCUUGAAGACAACGUGUUUCGUCUGUGGGCUUGAGCGAGACAAAUUUGAUAAUAAGACAGUUUCCUUUGAGGAGCACAUAAAGGCAGAACACAACAUGUGGCACUAUUUAUACUUCAUAGUUCUGGUCAGAGUGAAAGACCCAACAGAAUACACUGGUCCCGAAAGUUAUGUGGCUCAAAUGAUUGUGGAAAAGAAUUUAGAUUGGUUCCCUCGGAUGAGAGCCAUGUCCUUGGUCAGCAACGAAGGUGACAGUGAACAGAAUGAAAUCAGAAACCUGCAUGAGAGAUUGGAGUCCACCAUGAGCCUGGUCAAGCAGCUCUCGAGUCAACUAGCUGAGCUUAAAGAACAGAUGACAGAACAAAGGAAAAACAAGCAGAGGCUGGGCUUUCUUGGAUCAAAUGCUGCGUCCCACGUGAACCAUCACAUGCCACCACACUGAGAGCGUUUCAUCCGUAUUCUCGAUCCAGAGUGGUGAACAGCGCCUAUUGUUACAACGUUACAAAUAACAGUGUGCCAGUAUCUUACAUGGUUUAGCUCUGGGAACAAUUUGUAACUGUUUUUUUCUUCACUAUUGAAAGGGGCCACCAGCUCAAAUAUUACAGAUAAGGUUGUGGUAAGGGAAGCUCUUCUGCAUCUUUCCUCAGGCAAAACAAUUUAAAACUGGCAGGGGUGGGGGGAGAGAGUACAACCUUCAUUUACUCUCUUGUAAUUCAGUUGGCUGCCGGCAGAUGCAAAGGCAUGGCAGAAUUUGGUUCUGUUGUUUUGAAUGCCACCGUAAGAAUCCUUGUAAAACUAAUGGAGCAACCAAGAAACACAGAAUCCAACAGCCGCAUUCAGAAUCUGUAGAAGUUCUUUCUUGUCACCUUUGCUGGCCAGCAUCAUUUGUUAUCUUUGUUUGGAAUUUUUGCUCUCUCUCCCCCUGCCAUUCUAAUUACCGUAAAUAUGCCAUUGGAGGAGGCAAUAAUGUUAUGGCAAGUUAAUUUGCAUUGAAAGAUGAACAAAAUCACCCUCAAAAAAGCAUUGUUUUUCUCUUUUAAAAAAGGGUUGCAGAGACAAGUAUUAAGGCUAAUAGAAAUUUUGCUGUCAGCUGUGCAAUUCCUUAUUUAUAAAAUAGAGCACAAUGGACCUGCAGCUGGGAGAACUUGAAAUUUAUGUACAUAACCACUGAAAACAUUAACUGGAAGUGAUUUCUUUACUCUUGAAUUUAGAUGCUCCCUAUUAAUGUGGCUGCAAGUAGAGAAUUCAACUAAUGGUCGUCUUUAACUGUGUUUUAAAAUUCAUGAUCCAAGGAGGAGAAAAUGUGAUAUUUUAGAACUAGUGUUAGAGAUUAAUUUCAGGGGGUAAACAGCUUUGAGAUGAACUGUCUAGAAAAAAUGUAAAGAUACUGCUACUGUCCAUAAACCACAGGGGGGGAAAGCUAUUUCUUUUGGCUUCAGCUCCUCCUUUCUCUUUUUCCUGUACAAAAUGUUUCUCAGAUAGGGUUCCCCUCCUGUAUGAAUGGACAGCCUCCCACCGUCCCUGACCAUUGGUCAUGUUGGCUAGGGCUGAUGGGACUGAUGGGAAUUGGAGACGAACAGAUUCCCCACUGACACAGGAAUAUUUCAUCAAUAUGCAUCUUCUGAUCCACUAGAUUGUGGCCAUCAUUGGUUCUGCUUGGAAUUCAUGUGACUUUGCUGUGGUGAAGGGAGAUCAGCUCUAGUUUCCAAUUCAGAAUCAGGGUUGUACAAUAAGCAGGGCCUUAUGUUCUUUCCUUUGACAAUCCAAAAGUGCAGAACUCACAAAUAAGAGUGAAAGGCAUGCAGUUUGCACUAUUCCUAAGUAAAAUUGCCUUUCUCUAUGCACUUGUCUCCAGCUGAGUGUUCUAGUACAAAUGCUUCUAAAGAAUUGUGAAAAGGCAUUGAGCAAAGCAAAACAGAGGGACGCAGGGCUUGCCAAUCAGAAGGUCGGCAGUUCGAAUCCCCGUGACAAGGUGAGCUCCUGUUGCUUGGUCCCAGCUCCUGCCAACCUAGCAGUUCGAAACCAUGUCAAAGUACAAGUAGAUAAAUAGGCACUGCUCUGGCAGGAAGGUAAACGACAUUUCCGUGCACUGCUCUGGUUCGCCAGAAGCAGCUUAGUCAUGCUGGCCACAUGACCCGGAAAAACUGUCUGCGGACAAACGCCAGCUCCCUUGGCCAGUAAAGCGAGAUGAGCGCUGCAACCCCAGGGUCGCCUGCGAGUGGACCUAACAGUCAGGGGUCCCUUUACCUAUACCUGUAAAGCAAAACAGGUAGCCUGAUUGCGUAUUAUAAGAGCUAAGAAGGAAACAAUUAGCAGUGCUGGGAAGUUUGAAAAAAAGAAUUAUCAUGUUUGCUAUUCCUUCUUGGAAUAAAGCAAUCCUAAUUUGGAAGCCAUAAAUGCAAUUCUAAUGCAGUUAAAUCAGUGAGAUUACAAAUAAAUUGCAUACAAUGCAAUUCUACAUAAUACUUACUUUGCAAGUUCCAUUGGCUUGUAACAUAAUUUAUAAGAAUUGGUGCUCAGCCUUUUGUUAGUUUUCAAUAAGCAUAUGUGUGGUCAAUAUUUAGUGGCUUGUAGCCCACACCUUUUACAUGUUAUAGUGAGUUGUGUAGACUAUUAGGUCAGAUCUUAACAUGAUGGUAUGUUGGGUUUAUUGAUAGAAUAAAGUGGAAAACUGUUUCUUGGAUGCCUUAUCAAAUUGCAAGCCUUUCUAUCACUUUAACAAGCUCAGACUUAGUCCUCCUCUUUAGUUUGAAUCAUGCAAAAAGAUUGAAUCAGCUCAGCAGGAGAUCAAUAAUAGAUUGCAACUGUCCAUAUUCAGAUUGUGCCUGGAUUGAGGCCUUGCUCUGUCCUUCCCAGCCACCUUCCCUUUGCAUCUUGCUCUGAGGAUAUGGAGGUUUCACUGACAAAGUGCCUGCAUAAACUGAAAGCCAAACUGCAGAAUCUGUUCCAGCCCUAGUAGGAACUGAUGGAAAAAGUUUUAAUGUUAACCAAUUGAUUUAUGCACCUCUGUAAAGAGGAAAAGAACUGCAGUCUGGUAAGGGUAGCGUAUGAUAAGGCUCUUAUAGUAGGCAUGCAGUAGCUGUCACUCAGAGGUUUUGCUUGUAUAAGGACCCAGGCUCAUUCCCUGGCAGCUUAAGCUUAAAGAAUCUCGAACAGCAGGACUGGGAGAGAUUCUUGUCUGAGACUUUGGAGAGCCAUUGCCAGUCAGAGUAAAUAGUCCUUAGCUGAAAGAAUUAAUAAUCUAUUCCAUACUAUAAAGCAGUAUUUCUCAAAUUUGAGCCUCCAGCAGUUGUUGGACUACAACUCCCAUCACCCCUAAUCAGUGAUCAGGGAUGUUGGGAGUUGUAGUCCAACAACAGCUGAAGAUCCAGGUUUGAGAAACAUUGCUACACAGUAUAAGUACUUGCUUGUUCCAGCCCAUAUUGUUUGAGCUGGUUACAUCUCCAUUCUGCCUCACCUCCACCCAGUGGCGUAGGAAGGGGAUGCGGGCCGCCCUGGGUGUGGUGACAAAACAGCAAAAAGAUGUGUUUUUGGAAAAAUAACUCCCGCACCCACUGCACCCUCCCCUGGAGUGAUUUCCAGAAACCAGAAGCAUUGCUGCCUGCAACUUUGCCCUCUCCUCCAUGAAUCAGCCUGAUCCAAAAGCAGAGCUGGGUGAGGCGGGGGGGGGGCACUGGGCGCCACACAGCGAGGCCUGCAGCGUGCCUGAGACAGGUGUAUCUCCUGAGGGGGAGGAGGUGGGCAGACUGCCUGCAAGCUCCGCCCUGCUGUUUUGAGCAGCACGGGGCUUGCGUCUGCCCACCGCCUCAGCCACCCUACAGCUGAGGGGGAGGCUGCAGAGAGGCUCCUGCCUUGGCUUGCCCCACCCCAUGGGCGACUCGUUCAGCCCCUGGCUGCAAAGCGUGCACGCUGCCCUGGGUACCCGAGUGGCUAGCUACACCGUUGCCUACACCACAGAAAUGCACACUGUGCAGCAGGGGUAGCUGGUGCCCAUUGGCUCUGGAAUGGUGGAAAGCAGGGAGCUCAAGAGUAGGCAGACAGCCAACUGUCCCCAUCUGUGCUGAGUUCUACAAGGACUAAGGAGAAGGAACCUGACGGGUAGUUGGAUUGUUAAGGGAAAAGACAGGCAGCUGAAGGCAAACUAAGGUUGGUAGGGUGGUGCCCUGUUUAUUGUGGAGCUUCCACGUGGUCUCACAGAUGUUGCCAUUCACAGGUUGCAGGCUUCCCCAGGGUGUGCACUGGAUUUUUACCAUGUGCCAGCUUCUCCCAUAAUGUGUGCAAACGCUUUCUCAAGUGGAAGGCAGCUUCAAACAAAGGAGAAUACCACCCAAGCGAGAAGCAAAGGAGAAGCAGACACGGAGCAAUGGAUUCAAGCUACAAGAAAGAAGAUUCCAUGUAAACAUUAGGAAGAACUUCCUGACAGUAAGAAGAGCUGUUCGGCAGUGGAAUUUGCUACCAAGGAGUAUGGUGGAGUCUCCUUCUUUGGAGGUCCUUAAGCAGACGCUUGACAGCCAUCUGUCAGAAUUGCUUUGAUGGUGUUUCCUGCUUGGCAGGGGGUUGGACUGGAUGACCCUUGUGGUCUCUUCCAACUCUAUGAUUCUAUGAAAUCUGAAAUGUAAGUGAUGAGAGUGGAGGGCAGGGUCCUGAAGCAAAUCCUCCUGCCCUGGAUCUCUCCUAAUUUCAAUUUUAUCCAGCAUUGAUAAAGUUGGACUGGAGUUCAUCAACCAGAAUUAAAAUUUAGGAGCAGGAUCCACCCACAGUUAAGGUUUUAGGUAUGCUACACCAAAUAAUUCAGCCCAGAUUUGGAUUAAGCUUUUUAAAAAAUAUUUUUUAAAAAUUAGUUUUCAAUUACAGUCCAAUAAUAGCCUCAUUAUAACAAUACCAAUUUAUGAUACAAUUAUUAAUACUAAUCAUUCAAAUACCAAAUUAUAUAAUUUAGAUAAAGUGGCCCCCACAUGCUAGAUUUGAUGAUUUGAUGAUUUUCUUUGUUUCUGCAUUCCAAAAUCGUAUAAAUUUCAAUUACAUUCUGGCCAUAAUAAUCAUCCCCCAGGGGAUGCUUCAGGGGGCACAAGGUAGAAGAAUGUUUGAGUGGACAUGGACCAAACACAUGGUGGCCAAAGACGCCCCCUAUUUUUUCCUAUAAGGUUUUGAAAAUUUAAUCAGUGGCAUGAAGUUCCAUUCUGAUGGUGGCUUGAGGCAUUCCUUUUGUGAUUUGGGACACAGUGCUUCAUGGGAACAGUGGUAUGUCCUGACAUCGCAUCAUUCUCGGCAGAAUCUGAAGAAGGGGAGAGACGUCUUCCUCAGAGCCAAUAGGAUGAGUUGAAGCAUGUGUUUAAACACUUCUGUUUAUCUCAUUGGGAAUGAUUACAAGUACUUAUGGUUGGGUCGUGUUUUGGUGUUGUUUGUGUAGCCCUGUAAUUGAAACCUCUAAAAUGCUAAAAUGAAAGUUCAACAAGAUUCAAAAUUUAAAAAGCUGAACUGAAAUUAUGUCAUAGAAUCAUAGAAUCUUAGAGUUGGAAGUGACCCCAAGGAUCAUCUAAUCGAAUUCCCUCAAUGCAGGAAUCUCGGCUAAAGCAUCCUUGACAGAUGGCCACACAACCUCUGUUUAAAAACCUCCAAGGAAGGAGAGUCCACCACCUCUCGUGGGAGUCUGUUCCACUGCUGAACAGCUCUUGCUAUCGGAAAGUUUUUCCAAAUGUUUAGUCGGAGUCUCCCUUCUUGUAACUUGAAGCCAUUGGCUUGAGUCCUACCCUCCAGAGCAGAAGAAAACAAGCAUGCUCCCUCCCUUCAGAUAUUUGAAGAUGGCUAUCAUAUCCCCUCAGUCCCCUCUUUUCCAGGCUAAACAUACCCAGCUCUCCUCAUAAGACUGUUUUCAGACCCUUGAUCAUCUUGGUUGCCCUCCUCUCCACACGUUCCAGCUUGUCAACAUCCAUCUUAAAUUGUGGUGCCCAGAAUUGGACACAGUAUUCCAGGUGUGGUCUGACUAAGGCAGAAUAGAGUGGUACUAUGACACCCCUUGAUCUGAACACUAUACUUCUGGUGAUGCAGCCUAGAAUAGCAUUAGCUUAUUUUUGCUGCUGCAUCAUACUGUGGACUCAUCUUAAGUUUGUUGUCCACCAAGACCCCUAGAUCCUUUUCACAUGUACUGCUAGUAAGCCAGGUCUCCCCCAUCCUAUAAUUGUGCAUCUGGAUCUUCCUGCCAAAGUGUGGAACAUUACAUUUGUCCUAUUGAAAUUCAUUUUGUUAGCUUGCGUCCUGUUCUCCAAUCUGUUGAAUUCAGAUUCUGUCUUCUGAAUUUUGAAUUCUGAUUCUGUCUUCUGUGGCAUCAGUUACGCCUCCCAGUUUGCAAAUUUGGUUAGCAUCAUCUCAAUCCCUUCCUCCAAGUCAUUUAUAAAGACAUUGAACAACGGGCCCAGGACAGAACCCUGUGGCACCCUGCAUGAUGAGUCCUCUUUGGGUUCAGUCAGUCAACCAGCUACAAAUCCACCUAACAGUUACCUCAUUCAACCCUUCAUUUUACCAGCUUACUCACGAGAAUAUCAUUGGGGACUUUGUCAAGCCUUACUGGUUUUAUGCCCAUUCUGGAGUUGUGCAAACUUUUGUAGAUGUGCAGAAUUUUUGUUUAAUGCUCUGCCUUCAUGCUUAUUAACACUAGGAUCUUUAGCAACUUGCAGAGGGGUAUCUCCCUGUCUUCCUCCAGUGCCUUCCUGUCCCAUGCAUUAGUGCAAGAAAGUACAGAGGCAGGAAGCUCAGUUUUAAAAAAUCUGGAACAAAUUGGUACACUGUAAACACAUAAUUAUGGUGUCCACUGGUGCUUUGGCUACAUAUUUUAGGUUCUUGGAGAGAAAGCACUUUGUAGUUUUGAGGUCACUUUAUAUUGUUUUCAAAGCUAAGCACAGGUCAGUCCUAUUCAGCCUUUUCAUUUGCACUCAUCGUUAUGAUUAUUUUGCUGGAUGAUGGGGGGGGGCAUACUGGAAUAUAAUAAAAUUCCUAUAGAGUGUUAAUUUUGCUCAGGAAAGGGUAGAUAGAUAUAUAACUCCAAAAAUAGCUAGUGCUUUUGUUAUUGAAGCUUGCUUUAAGAGUCUCGCUUUAAAAGUAAAAAACUUAAGACUAUACUAACUUGCUCUCCUGAUUUGUGUGCACUAGAUUCCCAGUUGAGAGUGCAAUCUGCACUUGUCAUGGUCACUACCAGCAAUCCUCCAUAGUCUUCCCGUGUCCUACAAAGAAUUCAUGUGCACAUGGGGCACAGAAUAGGGUUACCAUAUUUCAAAAAGUAAAAACCAGGAUUCCCCAGUGGUUGAGCUUUAUUUAUACAAACCCCAAAGUUAUUGAGCUUUUUUAAAAAACAAAAAUGCCCCCCAAGCACUAUUUUUGGGUUUACUUGCCGAAGAUCCAGGACAAACCACCACCUUCCAGAAAUUUCCCCUUCCAGAACUUCCACCUUUGAGGUCCUGGCAUAUGGCAACCCUAGCACAGAAUGUGCAGACUGAAACUAGUUCUCCUGCUGCCACUUCCCAAAUGGUUGAAGACCUGUUUGAUUGGGCACCCAGAAAGAAGCCUGGAAAAUAUGCUGGAGUGAAGCAUAUAUUUUUGAGGGGUGCCAUGUAUGGAGGUCAAAGCCGUGGAAUAUUGGUUGUAAUAUUCUAUUAAUGUUUCCCAUGAUGCUAUUUGCAAUAUUUAGAGCUUCCAAGCCAGUCUGUCAAUACAGAUAUUUCUAUAGUCUCAGGCUGUAAAUGUGCAACACUUUUUACAAUGUCAAUUUUUUACAAGUUUGUGGGGCCUGGAUGUUCAGGGUGAGUGAAACUUUCAUACAAAUAAACAAUACUUCCUAAAGUUAGGAGCAUCAAUCUGUAAUUUUGUACAAGGUGUGGGUGCGAAAGGUUUAAGGUCCUGAUCCAGCAACUCCAAGGCAUAAUUGGACUUCAAUACAAACCCUGGAGCUCUGCAUUCAUUCCCAUGUCAGGAAAAGCUCUGCAUAGCUCAUAGCUCAUGAUGAAAGUAUCAGAUCCUUGAGACUUCUUAAUUAAGUUGCUGGGAGGGGAAUCACUGUUAUGCCCACAUUAGAAUCAUAGUUGGAAGGAUCAUCUAGUCCAACCCCCUGCAAUGCAGGAAUGGGCAUGAAUGGGCAUGGCUAUUAAAUGCAACUCAGAUUGCUAUAAUGCCUCAAAUAUUUAUGGGCAUGGAGGGCAAAUAAAGACUUAUUUAAAACCUGAGAGAAAAAGUAACUGUUUCUACUUAAGUAAAUAUGCCCAUUGCUGCUGAAUGUAACUUUUAAUAAACUUUUUCUCCUUUUAUACAUAUUUGUGUCUUUGCAGCUGUGUGCAAUUUUUUGGUAAACAGCUUCUUAAAAGAAUUAGAAAAGCAAAUCUAGAUCUAGUUCCUUCAAAUCUACUUCAACUUAGUGUUCACUCUUAUGUAGCCUAGUUAAAACUGGAAAAGGAGAGGAAGUGCUAGACACAGUCUUAACUUAAUUAUUCACAACUUGCGUGGCGAUACCCAGACCCUCCAUGAGUAAAUAAAGACACAGGACCCGGUGAAUAAGGUUAAUAGGCAUAAAAGGCCACAACUUUAUUGUUUACGGAUGUAGAGAGGUAUUGGCUUAGGCAUUGGAUCUAACCGACUAUACCCAAUUCCAGCCCAUUGUACUGUCAGUCUGUGAAGGGUUAACCACCGUUAGGUGAGCCCUGCGAUGCAGAUCAACUAGGAACUUACCCUGGGGCCACUGACAAGGAGCGUGCCUUAGGCCCUCACCUACCACGACUUCAGACAUAGCCACGCCCCCGGACUCCUUAAGGGAGUACCCCUCAGCAUUUUGGGGGAGGUGAUGGCAGCAACCUCCCCUCCACCUGUGACCUUUCAGAGAUAAUCCAAUGCCUAACCGCCAAUCAAACCUAAAGGGCUCACCGCCAAUACCCUCACGUUGUUGUUUGUUGUUGUUUAGUCGUUUAGUCGUGUCCGACUCUUCGUGACCCCAUGGACCAGAGCACGCCAGGCACUCCUGUCUUGCACUGCCUCCCGCAGUUUGGUCAAACUCAUUUUCGUAGCUUCGAGAACACUGUCCAACCAUCUUGUCCUCUGUCGUCCCCUUCUCCUAGUGCCCUCAAUCUUUCCCAACAUCAGGGUCUUUUCCAAGGAUUUUUUUUUCUUGGAAAAAAUACCCUCACAACCGUAACCAAUACCUAAUAGCAUUGAGAAUGUCAGCAAGCCAAACAUCAUUUCCAGCAUUUGAAAGAUGCAUGCCAGCAUCACAGUAAAGGGACUGGCUGACACCUUUUUAGCCACAGCCAUAUCCAAAAACUUCCUUGAUUUAUUGAUAGCCGCGGGGGAGUGACAGUCACGCCAAAUGCGUCUUUCCAGCAGUGAAGACCAAAGGAUGGUUAAAUUUGGGGAGGUGGCCACCAGUUCAUCAAAGUCCCUAGAAAUCUUCAACUUCAAAUCCACGCCUUUGCAGUAGGCCAAAUCAUUUUCACCAAGCUGAACCACCAAAACAUCAGGGGAAUUUUGCGAGGCGGCCCUGGCCUUCACAGCUGGCAGGAGUUCGUCCCAGCAUAUCCCUCUCCUUGUAAUCCAGGAGACUUUGAUCCGUAGUGGAAGCCCCAAAUUGGGACCCAAUCUCUGAUUAAAGGUGCGAGUCCGAGCCCAGUGCAUGAUACUGUGACCAACCAUCCAGAUAUUUACAGCAGUAUCUCCUGAAAACAGAGCAAAGAGGAACGUAAGUGAUAUGCCAAACACGAUUGCUAGUCACAUUGUGCAGCGGAGGUAACCCUUGUAAACUUUGGACUUCCAACGACCCAAAUCCUUUAUCCUCUCCGUAGAAAGGCCCAUGUGUACUGCUGUUGUAGCUGCGCCAAUUCGAAAGGAAUGUGCAGCGAAUUCAGAGGGAGGGAGUCUGCAGGCAGCGAUGGCCCUGCGCAUCACACACGUAAACUGAUGAUGGGCCAGGCGACUGGAGUGGGCAGGACGAAGGUGGCCUUAAAUGAAGGAAUUGCCUGGUGUCCUUCACCAGGCAAGGACUGCUGUGCCCUGUGGCCGGCAGGUUAGAAAGGUUAGAUCACGAAUAACAGGCUUUCCUUUCCAGCUGGGAGGCCACUGCUGGGCGCACCACCUUCCCUUAAAGUAAACCCCGGAUCCCAAGGAACCAGCUGCAUCUGACUGAACCUGAAAAUCAACUUUCAACCUUAAAUUGUCCUGCCACAACGACACACCGUUAAAAUUAUCAAGAAACCUUAGCCACACCUCAAGGUCUGACUUAACCUCUUUGCUGAGGCACACCCUGUGGUGCGGAGCACGGAGUCCAGCAGAUAAUCUUGCUAAUCUAGCACAAAUGGGACGUCCCGGGGAUACUACGCAGCAAGCAAAAUUAAGAUGACCAAGGACAGACUAUAUUUGUCUAAGGGUAACCUUUUUGAGGGGAAGCAUUUCAGAAAUUAUUUGUUUAAGGGAUGCCAAUUUCUCUUGAGGCAAAUGUGAUGUUUGGGCAAUGGUGUCCAAUUUGAUGCCUAAAUAAGUGAUGGUUGAGACUGCUCCGUGGCCAAGGAAGCAAAAGCCUCUAGGAGAUAAGCACAAUCCGAAUUAUGUACACUACCACAGAAAAUCAUCUAGGUAAUGAGCCACGCCCUCCAAACCAAAAAGCUGAACAAGCUACUGAACAACCCAUUGGCAUAGCUUUGUCGAUGAAGUACGCCCCCUCAAACCUGAAUCCCAACCAUCUAAAAUCUUGUGGGUGAACUGGUAAAAGACGAAACGCAGAUUCAAUACCAGAUUUUGCAAAUAAGGUGGAAGUCUUAACAUCUUUCACUAGUGCACCUCCUUUCCAUUCUAAUGUGCCGUUAAAGGACUUGCAAAGGAGUCCUACAAGAUCCCCCCCCCUUCUCCCCAGUAACCUUCCAUAGGGGUAUCACUAUCUGAAUCCAAAGAGGAGGUACCUGAAUCAUCCUCCAUGUCUGACGGCUUACUCUUUUUGCUCUUCUUGUGAGAGCUCUUCUUAGACUUCUUUCCCUGUUUCUCGACCUGCGCCUGAUUCUGCUGAGGAGGUAAUGACUGCUCCCGCACCCCGGUAACUUCCCGUUGCCUCUGGAGUUCAUCAUCCAAUGAAGUAUCAGAAGUAGCCUGACUAGGCCUGACCUGGGUGCUGGCCAGGGGACCCUGCAAGCAACUGGGAAUGCCUGGAGAAAGCUGGAGAGAAGUAUUACCCCACCCAGAAGAUGAAGAUUGGGACCAUGUCCUUAUGCGCCCGGAUUGACUGUUGACAAAGGAAGCUGAGGUCCCCAGACGCUCCCCAGUGCUUGUGGCCGUAUCAGGAAUACAAUCUGGAGACCCCUCUGAAGGAAGCUCCUGUUAGGUGAGACCUGUUGGAAAAACCUUUGAAAGCCCGAGAAAAGGUUAGCAACAGCCUGAGGUGAAAUAGUAACCGUUGUUACACUUGGAGCACCUGAUGCUGCUGACCCAGACCCGACACGUUUUGCAGGAGGUGCCACUGCAGGUUCUUUUUGUUUACGCUUUGGAGCCAUUAUGCUAUGUAAACAGUAGGUCCAGUUGUCCAGUUAAAAUCAGCAGGGCUGCUGUGAGCAAACUGCAUGGGAGAGCGGCUGGGGGCAGGAACAAAGAGGCUGAGCCCCAGCUGUGCGCUCACUUUAAGGUAGCAAGCCACGCCCCCGGGACAUCCGGAUUGGACGCGCCGGGGAGCACCGGGCCCGGGCCCCAGCCUAUGGCUGGUGGGAUGGCAACCAUCCCCCCAGCACGUGAAGCGCUCGUGGGUGCCCGCA
Messenger RNA from Zootoca vivipara (common lizard), 20001 nucleotides. It is a transcript of the gene ITPR2, whose product is annotated as inositol 1,4,5-trisphosphate receptor type 2. Gene Ontology annotation, cellular component: endoplasmic reticulum; membrane. Gene Ontology annotation, biological process: calcium ion transmembrane transport. Gene Ontology annotation, molecular function: inositol 1,4,5 trisphosphate binding; inositol 1,4,5-trisphosphate-gated calcium channel activity. NCBI's taxonomy places the organism in Eukaryota, Metazoa, Chordata, Lepidosauria, Squamata, Lacertidae. The record is from RefSeq and is a predicted model, not a curated record.